AUGCCUGCUACCUGAUGCUCCGUAUCUCAUCUGGAACUUCAAACUUUUAGUUCAUUUCUUUUGUCUUGCUCUCCCACACCCGACGGCGAGAAGCUCUCUGCCUUCUUCAUCUGCGCACCGAACCAAGCUCAGGCUGUGCCGUCUUCCUCCUCCUCCCCCCUUAUUUCUCUCUUCCUUGCUUUGCCAUGAGAUGAGCAUGUCCGCUCAUGGGUCAGCAGCUCCUUCCUACUUGGAGCUUCUCACGUCCUUCGGUGUGACGUGUGCUUCCUGGAUGCGUGUCCCAGUCAUGGUCUCGUCAGGCUUUGCCGUCAUAUUGAGCUCUGCUCUCUAUUUCAAACAAAAAGCUCUCAUCUACCCAUCGCAUGUUCCUGGCGAUGCUCGUACCAAGGUCCCCAAGCCGAGCCACUACGGCAUCGACAACUAUGAAGACCUUCAGAUCCCCACACCCGACGGCGAGAAGCUCUCUGCCUUCUUCAUCCGCGCACCGAACCAAGCUCAGGCUGUGCCGACAACGGUGCUGAUGUUCCAUGGCAAUGCCGGCAACAUUGGACACCGUGUCCCCAUUGCGCAGAUGAUAGCGGAGCUGAUGGGCUGCAGCGUGUUCAUGCUGGAGUACCGUGGCUAUGGUCUGAGCACAGGUAGUCCCGACGAGAGGGGACUGAUGAUAGAUGCACAGACCGCACUGGACUAUUUGACGAACAGGCACGAGACCAAGAACAACAAGAUUGUAGUCUAUGGGCAGAGCCUGGGAGGUGCAGUCAGCAUUCAACUGGUAGCGAAAAACCAGAAGAGCGGGAAGAUCUCGGGAUUAAUACUUGAGAACACCUUUCUGUCGAUGAGGAAACUUAUCCCUUCUGUUAUUCCACCAGCGCGCUAUCUCGCCCUCCUCUGCCACCAGAUCUGGCCCUCCGAAACCAUAAUUCCCACCAUAACCGAGGUUCCGGUACUCUUCAUCUCUGGUCUCAAGGACGAGAUGGUCCCUCCUGAACAUAUGCGCAAGCUCUACGAACUCUGCCAAUCCCCAACAAAGAUCUGGAAGCCCAUUGAAGAAGGCGACCACAACUCUUCCGUCAUGGAGCCAGGUUACUUCCAUGCCAUCCAGACUUUCAUGGAGAGUCUUGAGGGCCAUGGUGACUUCAGCCAGAUGGAGAAAGAUCGCAAGAGCGUACAAGUCGAGCGAAAGGUUUGACGUGGGACUUUUUUUGACAUACAUGCGAGCGGGCACGGUUUAUAGGCUGGCGUUUAACUGGAACAAAGCUGUCACAAGCUGGCGGCGUUUGGGGGAUGGGCCUUGGUAUUUUACUCUACGGAGAGGGAUGGCCCUGGGGAGCUUAAAUUAAGAGCUAUAUCUGUCAUGUCCCUCGGAUAUAUCAAUUAU
Molecule: messenger RNA, 1378 nt
Organism: Pseudogymnoascus destructans
Lineage: Eukaryota; Fungi; Ascomycota; Leotiomycetes; Thelebolales; Thelebolaceae
Exons: 5
Coding region: 191-1189 (332 amino acids)
Cellular component (GO): membrane
Molecular function (GO): palmitoyl-(protein) hydrolase activity
Source: RefSeq, a predicted model, not a curated record